Molecule: messenger RNA, 555 nt
Organism: Oncorhynchus masou masou (cherry salmon)
Lineage: Eukaryota; Metazoa; Chordata; Actinopteri; Salmoniformes; Salmonidae
Product: 14-3-3 protein beta/alpha-A-like
Biological process (GO): signal transduction; intracellular protein localization
Cellular component (GO): cytoplasm
Source: RefSeq, a predicted model, not a curated record
UGGAGGGAAACCCCGUGGACUCGACAUUCAGACCGGUUGUGAGAGAAGCAGCUGUGUAACGUAGCUAGCGAGCCACACCGACAAGACCACUAGCCCUUUGCACUCAGUCCUGAGUAGCCAUGGUUGACAAGAGCGAGGUGGUUCAGAAGGAGCUGGUCCAGAAGGCCAAGCUGGCGGAGCAGGCCGAGCGCUACGACGACAUGGCGGCCUCCAUGAAGGCCGUGACGGAGGAAGGCACCCAGUUGUCCAACGAAGAGCGGAACCUCCUCUCUGUGGCCUAUAAGAACGUGGUGGGCGCUCGGCGUUCCUCCUGGAGGGUGGUGUCCAGCAUCGAGCAGAAGACUGAGGGCAGCGAGAAGAAGCAGGCCAUGGCCAAGGAGUACAGGGAGAAGAUAGAGAAGGAACUGAAGGAGAUCUGUAACGAUGUGCUGGGUCUUCUGAGCCAGUUCCUCAUCCCCAAUGCUACUCCGGCCGAGAGCAAAGUGUUCUAUUUGAAAAUGAAAGGAGAUUACUACCGCUACUUAGCCGAGGUGGCGGUCGGAGAGGAGAAAGCCG